GUGGUGAAACAGAGACUCGUCGCUUCUUUGCAUUUCUUUGCCUUCUUUCAAGCUAGGACUUGCACCACAGAAUUUUCUUUUGUCCACAUCGAAAAUCCCUCUUCAAGAUUGACCAUUCUUUUGUUUACUGGUUCACAAGAGCUCGUCAUUCUACGGCCAUGGAUGCACUGAAGGCUUGUAAUGUCAUCCCAGUUUCCAAUUUCCAAACAUUGACGAACCCGUCAUCGUUAAUGUCGACGUGGAUAUCGACGAAACCCAGAAGGGUCACACUGUAUUCCUCCUCCAAUUCUUGCACCAAAAGCAGAGCUCGUUUCUUCACUCGUUGCUCGAGAAAACCAGAUACUGAGACGAAUAGCGAGACUGGCAAUGAAUCCGUCACUAAUAUCGAUUCUGUUUCGGGAUGCGAAAAGACGUCGGAACCGGAAUCUGACUCAAGCGGAGCGGUUUCUUGUCCUCCUUCCGAAUUAUCAUCUUCUUCAUCUAGAGGAUUGGUGUUUGAUUUGGGUCCUUCAAAUUCGUGGGACAGUGCAGAUAUUGGAUGGCCGGUUGUGAAGAGAUUUCUUAGCGAUGAAGAAGAGAGGUGGCACAUGUGGUAUUAUGGUAAGUCCAAUGAGAACCCAUCUUCUGACUCGAUUGGAUUAGCGAUUUCAAGCAAUGGGGUUCAUUGGGAGAGAGGAGGAGGACCUGCUCAAUCGAGUUCAGAAGUGGGUGUUGUGUUGAAUUGUGGUAAGGAUUGGUGGGCAUUUGACACAGAAGGCAUCAGGCCUUCUGAGGUAUUGGUAAUGUCAAGUUCAAGGGUUAGAACAUCUAGUGCUGUUUACUGGCUUUACUACACUGGAUAUAGCUCUGAGAAGAUAGAUUUUUUUGACAAUUCUUCGGAAUUCAUUUUGGAAAACCCAGAUGGGUAUUUCAGUAAUGGUGUAAAAAUUCAACAAAAUAGAACAAGUGGUGGAAUCUUGAAGUCGUUUCCAGGUUUGUGUAUAAGCCAAGAUGGGAGGCAUUGGGCUAGAGUUGAAGGGGUUCAUCACAGUGGAGCCUUAUUUGAUGUUGGGUCUGAGGGAGAAUGGGAUUCUUUGUUCAUUUCAUCACCACAAGUGGUUUUACAUGAAAAUGGAGACCUUAGGAUGUACUACCAUUCAUUUGAUGUGGAUAAAGGGCACUAUGCUAUUGGGAUUGCCAGGUCAAGGGAUGGAAUCAGGUGGGUAAAGCUGGGGAAGAUAAUAGGAGGAGGAAAAGCCGGUUCCUUUGAUGAAUUCGGAGUAAUGAAUGCAUGUGUAGCCAGAAACAGGAGGGAUGGGAACUAUGUGAUGGCAUUUGAGGGUGUUGCUGCUGAUGGAAGGAGGAGUAUUGGUAUGGCUGUGUCUCCUGAUGGACUGAAGCAAUGGGUGAGGCUUCAAGAUGAUGCAGUUCUAAAGCCGUCGGAGAAAGGUUGUUGGGAUGAUGAUGGAGUAGGAUCUCCAUACCUGGUUUCAAUGGAUUCUGAUGCAGGUGAUUGGAGGUUGUAUUACACUGGUGUUGGAGAUGGAAGAAGAGGAGGAAUAGGAAUGGCAGUUUCUGAAGGGAAGGAGAUUACAAGUUUUACAAGAUGGUCAGGCUUUCAUGUAUAAGCUUUACUGUAUUCUUGGCUUAAUCUUCAUGAUUGGCUAUCUACAUUCUUCAUGGAUUCAUUAGCUGAAUCUGGACACACCACAGUAAAUCUCUAGGGAAAAAUGCACUUGGACAAACUAUUUCUUAGGAAGUCAGUAAUACUGAGUUGUGGAAACUGUGUAUUUUUUUUUUUUUUUUUUGUAUCGAUAGCAGGCACAGAAAUUGUAUCUCUUCCAUUCAAAUCUGACUUAAGAAUGAUA
This is a messenger RNA of Prosopis cineraria, 1847 nucleotides long. RefSeq lists its product as uncharacterized. Lineage: Eukaryota; Viridiplantae; Streptophyta; Magnoliopsida; Fabales; Fabaceae. The coding region runs from base 159 to 1607 and encodes 482 amino acids. The transcript has a single exon. The record is from RefSeq and is a predicted model, not a curated record.